Molecule: messenger RNA, 4018 nt
Organism: Bubalus bubalis (water buffalo)
Lineage: Eukaryota; Metazoa; Chordata; Mammalia; Artiodactyla; Bovidae
Gene: SMPD4
Product: sphingomyelin phosphodiesterase 4
Exons: 20
Coding region: 604-3189 (861 amino acids)
Biological process (GO): sphingomyelin catabolic process; ceramide biosynthetic process; glycerophospholipid catabolic process
Molecular function (GO): sphingomyelin phosphodiesterase D activity
Source: RefSeq, a predicted model, not a curated record
GCGGAGCCUCGGCUUCCGAGGGUCGCCGGGUAGUGGCGAGCCGCAGACGGCAGGGCGUCUUGCUCGCUGCGCGGCCGGAGGAAGGCCCCGACGAGAUGGGCGCCGCCAGGGCUGCGGCUCCAGGAGGGACCCCGAAGCCGGGUCGGAAGGCGCUCCUGACGGCAGCGGGUGCGGAGGUGGCGGGCUGAAGCGGAGGCUGGGUGCCCAGAGCAGGCGGCGCGGCGGGAGAAUCGGGACUCUGCCCUCUCCCCGAAAUUCCCCGGUUGGGCGCCUCGGGCUCACUCAGCCGCGCCCUCUUCCAGCUUUCUCCGGGGAAGGAGCAGCUUUCACCUCGUCAUCUCGGGAGCUCUGCCCUCGACCCGCAGUGCAGGGUUUUAUGCCGCUUUGAUCUUUUCUGAGUAGUGCACGGUGUUCUCUGGACCGCUUCGUUCAGGACUGGAGCGUUUUAAGUCAUUCUUAAAACUGAAGCCGAUAUUUAGUUUAAUUAGGAGUUGAGCAGACUCAGUGGUGCUGGACCGAAAUUUGACUACUCACAGCUCGAUAGCGGAUACUUCAAAGCGGUCCCCUUCGACGGCCGCUCCGGACCCUGCGAGGCAGGCUGCCAUGGCGUUCCCCCACCUGCAGCAGCCCAGCUUCCUGCUGGCCAGCCUGAAAGCCGACUCUAUGAACAAGCCCUUUGCACAGCGCUGCCAAGACUUGGUUAAAGUCAUCGAGGACUUUCCAGCAAAGGAGCUGCACGGUGUCUUCCCGUGGCUGGUCGAGAGCAUCUUUGGCAGCCUGGAUGGCGUCCUGCCCGGGUGGAACCUGCGCUGCCUGCAGGGCCGCGUCAGCCCCGUGGAGCACAGCGUGGCCAUGGAGUUCCUGGACCCUGGAGGCCCAAUGAUGAAACUGGUGUAUAAACUUCAGGCUGAAGACUACAAGUUUGACUUUCCUGUCUCCUGCCUGCCUGGGCCCGUGAAAGCGUCCAUCCAGGAGCGCGUGCUUCCUGACAGUCCCCUGUACCACAACAAGCUGCAGCUGCCCCCCAGCGGGGGCCUUGGCCUGUACCUGGCCCUCAAUCCCUUCGAGUACUACAUGUUCUUCUUUGCUUUGAGCCUGAUCGCUCAGAAGCCACCCCCCGGAGCUCUCCACGUCCGCACCUCCGACUGCGCCUACUUCAUCCUGGUGGAUAGGUACCUGGCGUGGUUCCUGCCCACAGAAGGCAGCGUGGUGCCCCCACUCUCCUCCAGCCCGGGGGGGCCCAGCCCCUCACCGGCUCCCAGGACGCCGGCCGUGCCCUUCGCAUCCUACGGCUUGCACCACACCAGCCUCCUGAAGCGGCAUGUCUCCCACCAGACGUCGGUGAACGCGGACCCCGCCUCCCACGAGAUCUGGCGGUCGGAGACGCUGCUCCAGGUGUUUGUGGAGAUGUGGCUGCACCAUUACUCUCUGGAGAUGUACCAGAAGAUGCAGUCCCCUCACGCCAAGCUGGAGGUCCUGCACUACCGGCUCAGCGUCUGCCGCGCCCUCCACAGCCCCGCCCACCCCAGCCUCCAGGCCCUCCACGCCCACCAAGUACUGGCCGCGCGCGUCCUGUCCCUCCACCCCCCGCGGCGACGCAGAGGCCCCUUCCGAGCAGAGCCAGACCCUCCCGCUGGGGUUCGGGGUUGCAGCCAGGAGUCCUUCAUGCCCACGGAGGAGCACGUGCUGGUCGUACGGCUGCUGCUGAAGCACCUGCACGCGUUCGCCAACAGCCUGCGGCCUGAGCAGGCCUCUCCCUCCGCCCACUCCCACGCUGCCAGCCCCCUGGAGGAGUUCAAGAGGGCCGCCGUCCCGAGGUUCGUCCAGCAGAAGCUGUACCUGUUCCUGCAGCACUGCUUUGGCCACUGGCCCCUGGACGCGUCCUUCAGAGCUGUGCUGGAGAUGUGGCUGAGCUACCUGCAGCCCUGGAGGUACGCGCCCGAGAGGCAGGCCCCGGGCAGCGACUGCCAGGCCCGCAGCGUGUCGGAGAGAUGGGCUCCCUUUGUGCAGGAGAACCUGCUCGUCUACACCAAGCUCUUCCUGGGCUUCCUGAACCGCGCACUGCGCACGGACCUCGUCAGCCCCAAGAACGCACUCAUGGUGUUCCGCGUGGCCAAGGUCUUUGCUCAGCCCAACCUGGCUGAGAUGAUCCAGCGGGGCGAGCAGCUGUUCUUGGAGCCCGAGCUCGGCGUCCCUCAGCGGCAGCACCGGCCCUUCACGGCGCCCUCCUUCACCGGCAGCUUCCUGUCGUCAUGGCCGCCGGCGGUCACCGACGCCUCCUUCAAGGUGAAGAGCCACGUGUACAGCCUGGAGGGCCAGGACUGCAAGUACACGCCGAUGUUCGGGCCCGAGGUCCGGGCGCUGGUCCUGCGCCUGGCGCAGCUCAUCACGCAGGCCAAGCAGACGGCCAAGUCCCUCUCAGACCAGUGCGGGGAGAGCGCGGCCGGCCGCCCCUUCCUGUCCUGGCUGGGCUUCUACCCCGCGGACACCAAUGGCGCCUACGCGGGCAACGACCUGGACGAGAUGGGGCAGGACAGCGUCCGCAAGACGGACGAGUACCUGGAGAAGGCGCUGGAGUACCUGUGCCAGGCGUUCCGGCUCAGCGAGGCCCAGCUCGCCCAGCUGACGCUCGCCCUGGGGACAACGCAGGAUGAGAACGGGAAGAAGCAGCUGCCGGACUGCAUCGUGGGCGAGGACGGGCUCAUCCUCACGCCCCUGGGCCGCUACCAGGUCAUCAGCGGGCUGCGGCGCUUCGACAUCGAGUACCAGGGCGACUGGGAGCUGCAGCCCAUCCGGAGCUACGAGAUCGCCAGCCUGGUCCGCGCGCUUUUCCAGCUGUCGUCCGCCAUUAACCGCAGGUUCGCAGGCCAGAUGGCGGCGCUGUGCUCGCGGGCUGACUUCCUGGGCAGCUUCUGCCGCUACCACCUCUUGGAGCCCGGGCUGUCAGGCCGGCGUCUGCUGAGCCCCGUGGGGCGGGGCCACGCUGCCAACCGCGCGCGGGGCCCGCGGCUCAGCCUGCGCUUCCUGGGCAGCUACCGGACGCUGCUGUCGCUGCUGCUGGCCUUCUCGGUGGCCUCACUCUUCUGCGUGGGGCCUCUGCUCUGCGCCCUGCUCCUCGUGCUGGGCUACCUCCUCUACGCCGUGGCCAUGACGCUGCUCACCGAGCGCGGCAAGCUGCACCAGCUCUGAGUGUGGCUGCCCGCCGCCCCUUACCCCAUGCCCGUCACCUCCGUGCUGCUUCGGCUGGUUUCCCGCGGCCUGGCCGGCGGCAGGAUGAGAGCCUGCUGGCCAGGGCCUGGGCCUCCCUGAGGGGAGGGUGGUGCGGUGGGCUCUCUGCCUCGGCCGGAGGCCCCGCAGGGAGGUGCCUUUCUCUCCACUGUGUGAAGCUCUGGAGUCGGGCCUCCCCGGAGGGCCCGCAGUGUGUCUUUCGUGGCCCUGGAGGCGGGGCCAGUGAGACCCCAGAACAGGAGACUAGCCUCUGGCUCCCAAGAAGAAUCAGGCCUUAAGAAAAUUAGAUCGUGGUUCUCCUCUGGUUCAGGAUUUUAAAGCUAAUGUUGCUGCCAAGUCCGGGCUGCACAUCUGCAUCUGAGGAGAGGCGCGCAGACGCCCCCAGGUCACGGGCCAGGCCUGCCUCGUGUGCAGGCCUUGUCCCUGCAGGCGGGCGGGCUGCCUGCCCUGGUCCACAGCCGGGGGCGGUCGGAAGCACCGUUUCUGUCUUUGCUCAGAGCAGGUGCUUGGACAGUGUUGGGUAACGUUCAAACGUUCCAGCUGCACGAGGCUGCACGUUCACAGACCUUCACGGCCUCCCACGCCCUUUGUCCUGCAGAUGACGCGCUGGGGGGCACUUGCCAACUCAGAUUUUUAAAAGCCUUUGGUGUCUGUCUGUUUAAGUUUUCAAACUGUAAAUGUUGGGCUUUGUGUUUUAAUGUAAACUCAGAACAGUGGCCUUUGGGGCCUGUGACCAAAAACCAAACUUGUAACUGACCCUGGAUCUGAAUAAACCUGCUCUUGGUCUUGA